Messenger RNA from Myxocyprinus asiaticus (Chinese sucker), 3617 nucleotides. Its product is annotated as DEP domain-containing mTOR-interacting protein-like. Lineage: Eukaryota; Metazoa; Chordata; Actinopteri; Cypriniformes; Catostomidae. Gene Ontology annotation, molecular function: protein binding. The transcript is spliced from 10 exons. The record is from RefSeq and is a predicted model, not a curated record. Gene Ontology annotation, biological process: negative regulation of TOR signaling; intracellular signal transduction. Bases 379 to 1572 code for a protein of 397 amino acids.
AUGGUGAACUACCCCAUGAGGAUGGUCAAGUUGGCUCGCCCUGCAACAUGGUCCGAAGCUUGCUUUCAGUGGAGAAUAGUAAACAGUAUACAAUGGCAAGAAUCAAUCCAUGGGACAGUCUCUGUCUCCAGGAAUAACCAGUUGUUUUUAUACUUCGGUGUGAUUUUUUUUAUUUAUUUUUUUUUGAAAGGCUCUGCUGUUGCUUCAUGCAUAGCACACGUGAUUAUAUGUACGGAUGGCUGCAGGCACUUGAUGGAACACAAAAGGCACAAGUUAUUGCGAAAGCACUUGAAUUAUGUGGCAUCGCUGCCAUCUCUUUAAACAUAAUUUCGGAUUAGUUUGAAGACUCUUCAUUGGUCCAAUUAAGCCCUGUUAGAGAUGGACGGCAUCGGGUACACCAUGCAGAAGAAGGCUGCUGAACUGGAGCGCAUGGCCGAAGUCCUCGUUACAGGAGAACAGUUACGCCUGCGGCUCCAUGAAAGUAAGGUGAUUAAAGACAGGAGACAUCAUCUCCGCACCUACCCAAAUUGCUUUGUAGCAAAGGAGAUUAUUGAUUGGCUUAUUGAGCACAAAGAAACAUCUGACAGGGACACUGCCAUCAAGAUCAUGCAGAAACUUCUUGACCAGAGCAUCAUUCACCAUGUUUGUGAUGAGCACAAGGAGUUCAAAGAUAUGAAGCUGUUCUACCGUUUUAGGAAGGAUGAUGGAACAUUUCCACUGGACAAUAAAGCCAAAGUUUUUAUGAGAGGCCAACGAAUAUAUGAGAAGUUGAUGAACACUGAAAAUACCCUGCUGCAAAGCCGUGAAGAGGAGGGAGUGACCUAUGAGCGGACACUGGUGGCCUCAGAGUUUAUAGAUUGGCUGCUGCAGGAGGGUGAAAUGGCCAUCAGGGAGGAGGCUGAGCAGUUGGGACGCAGACUGCUGGAGCAUGGCAUCAUACAGCAUAUUUCUAACAAGCACCACUUUGUAGAUGGUGGACUGAUCUACCAGUUCAAGAUGAAUUUCAGGCGGCGGCGACGAUUGAUGGAGCUUUUGAACGAGCACUGUCAUGGCAUACCGGAGAACCAUGACAGUCCGUUCUGUCUGCGCAAACAGGGCUCUGAGGGGGGAAACACCAGCUUCCUCUCAGUAAGCCCCACUAAAGAGAUAAAGGUGGUGUCAGCAGUAAGGCGGAGCAGUAUGAGCAGUAGUUGUGGCAGCAAUGGUUACUAUAGCAGCAGUCCCACACUUAUAAGCAGCCCCGCUGUGCUCUGCAACCCCAAGUCUGUCCUGAAGAGACAAGUGAGCCCAGAGGAACUUCAGACCUCUGGUGGACCUUACAUAAAGAAGACAUUCACAAUUGUUGGAGAUGCAGUGGGCUGGGGCUUCGUGGUGAGAGGAAGUAAACCCUGCCACAUCCAGGCAGUGGACCCUGGUGGCCCCGCUGUAGCAGCUGGAAUGAAGGUGUGUCAGUUUGUUGUGGCAGUUAAUGGACUGAAUGUGCUCACUCUGGACUACAGGACUGUCAGCAACCUCAUCCUCACUGGACCCAGAACAGUGCUUAUGGAGGUUAUGGAAGAAAUGGAAUACUGAUGACACAAUCCUUCUAUUGUUUUUCUUUCUUUCUUUCUUUCUUUCUUUCUUUGCCUCUGUUUCCUCUCAGUUUUUAUUGGCUGUGCAUGAGUGUGUGUGUGUGUGUGUGUGUGUGUGUGUGUGUGUGUGAGAGAGAGAGAGAGAGAGAGAGAGAGAGAGAGAGAUACAGGCAAGGCUCUUAGUUGGACUCAAAGCUCUGAGUGGAAUGUUCUUUUCAAGUGGAAUAUUCGGAGAAGUGACCUUUUGAUUCCGUGCAUCAUUUUAAUUCAAACCAUUAACUUAGAGAGCAUGACACUAAUCCACACUUUAAGAUUUGUGCCUUCCAUUGGCUCCUCGUUGACUUUUACCGGUCCAUGUCAGCCAGAGACUGUCUGCUGAGAUAUGUGGAAAAGCAACUGCCAAAUAUUGUUUUGUAGCAGAUUUUAUUUAGAACCGUUCCAUUUAAAAUACUCAUGGUAGCUUAGAAAUCUAAAUAGGUUAGCAGAUCAGAUGCAAAACUAAUUUGUGCCAUUCAUGUGAGAGCAAAAUUCAGUGCUCUUUUUUUACUUUGACUGUUUCUUCAUUCAAGUUUAAGAAUGAAUGUGAUCUGUGGAUAAAAAUAAUGCUGUCUUGGAUUGGCAUAGUUGAAACUGAUCACAUUACCUUAGUGUGAUUAGUUUUAAAUACUUUAUAUCCCUGCCAUGUUUUCCGGCACUUAUAAAUAAUAAAGAGAAUUUAUGCCUCCAUGUUAAUGCAGGGGAAAACCAACAACAGCACUUACAGAGUGUGUUCUUUAGGUGAAACACAUAACGCACAUCUAAAAUAUGUUGUACUGUGGCUCAUUUCAGUUGUACAAGUUGAAGUAUCUUGUUAAGAUUCUUUUGUCUAAAUGCCCAUUAGGUGUCAGUAAAGCAAUUGUGUAGUUAACAGUAUAAUGUUUAUAUUAUACAACAACAUCAAAAAUAAAUCUUUGUGAAAGUGUUACUGUUCUAACUGCAAAACAUAUUGCCAUGAAUAAUCAAAUUUAGAAUAGUCAUGUAGUGUUUAUAUGACAAAAAGCAAUUGACAAGAAAAUACAGUCUUCGAAUUCAGUCACCAAAAGAUGUAACUAGUUUAAGAAAACGUUUGAAUAAUGUUAUGAGUAUGUUUCAGUUAUUGUUAUUGUAUUGAAAACCAAUAAAAACACAAAUAUGAAAAAGAAAUACAUACUGUAUGUAACACUAUAGAAAUAUUUAUCAGACUAACUGAAAAAUUACAGUAGUACGAUAUGUGCAAAGAACUCCUAUGCAUGUGUAUUGUGUAUAAGUCAUCUGUGCAGGAAAAAAUACAGUGUUUAACCUCAGUAGUGCUUAUUAUUUAUUACGACACAACUGAAAGUGUUAUAUGAACUAGACAAUAAAUAAGCUCUGUUGCUAAACUACAUCUAUCAUGUGCAGAAAUGUACUGAAUUAGAGGGACAGUGGUUUUGCAGGAUGCUUCUUGUUCAUUUGGCAUUGAUUGCACUCAUUUGAGUUGAUGAGGAUGGCAAAUCAACAGGAAAACAAUGAUCUUUUGGUUUUAUAGAACUUUUUGUGCAUAUAAAGUCCCCAACCGUAAGCUUGAAUCUUCUGCCUUAAAGAUCUGUAUUGUGCUGCUAAUUCUCAUGGCAGGUCAAGUAACAUCUUUACUUAUUUUAAAGAAUAUACCAUGUCCUUUACUUAAGGCUGUGGUAUAGGUGAAGACUUUGGGGUGAUCUUGACAAUCUGAAUUUUUUUGUCUGGGUAUUCUUUUAAAUACUGGUCCAGAAAUGUGCCACAUUUUCCCCACCAAUGGGAAGUGUACUCAAAGUGUAAGCUAAUCUAAUAAUUAGUUCUUUUAUGUUUAAUUACUCUUUGGUUUUGAAAUUAAAAGGGAAACAUUCAUCCAAAUCUCUGAUUUCAAUGCAAUUGAAGUCAAUGCAUGUGUGUAUGUCUGUAUCCGUAAGGAGUAAGCUCAUGGUACUAUGUCUGUAUUUCUCUGUGCAGCUCUAAAUCAUUAUUAAUAUCUGUUUAAUAAAUGUUUUAUUAAACAUCUUGAUUUCAGUUAAA